ACAUUGAAAAGGCUUUCUUGCGUUUUGUUUUGGUAGGUUCAGGUUUAUUAGUUGCAGCUCAAGAUGCUACAGAAGAUGAGGAAGCUGUGGAAGAUACUGUAGUUGAAGAUGAAGAUGAUGAAGCUGAAGUUGAAGAAGAUGAGCCAACAGACUUGACAGAAGAAAAAGAGGAAGAAGACUUGUCGGGAGAACCUAAAGCCUCACCUAGUGCUGAUACAACCAUCUUAUUUGUGAAAGGUGAAGACUUUCCAGCGAACAACAUUGUAAAAUUCCUGGUCGGCUUCACCAAUAAGGGUACAGAGGAUUUCAUUGUCGAGUCUCUCGAUGCCUCUUUCCGGUAUCCUCAAGACUACCAGUUUUAUAUCCAGAACUUCACAGCUCUCCCUCUGAAUACUGUAGUUCCACCACAGAGACAAGCCACGUUUGAGUACUCUUUCAUCCCCGCUGAGCCCAUGGGUGGUCGUCCUUUUGGACUAGUUAUCAAUCUCAACUACAGAGAUGUAAAUGGCAAUGCGUUUCAAGAUGCUGUCUUCAAUCAAACCGUUACAAUUAUUGAAAAAGAGGAUGGGCUGGAUGGAGAAACGAUCUUCAUGUACAUGUUCCUUGCUGGUCUUGGUCUACUUGUCGUUGUUGGCCUACAUCAGUUACUAGAAUCUAGGAAGAGGAAAAGACCAGUACAGAAAGUAGAGAUGGGAACAUCAAAUCAGAAUGAUGUUGAUAUGAGCUGGAUUCCCCAAGAAACUUUAAAUCAAAUAAUGCAGAGUAGAAGAGAUAAAGCUUCACCAAGGAGGUUGCCCUACAAGAGGGCACAGAAGAGAUCAGCGGGCUCUGAUGAGUAAAUGUUAAACUAGUGCAACAGUUGAACCUUUACUAAUCCUGCCUGUUUGGUUCUUUUGGAUUGGAGUAGUGCAGAGAAUCCAUAUCACCAUAAGGAAAAUACUGCUAAACAUUUGGACUGAACAGAUUAACUGAAUGGUGUUAAUAUUACUGAAAAUGCCCUUCUCUUUUUUUUUUUUUUUUUUUUAAAUUGUGGGAGGGGAAGCAGCCAUCAAGAUUUGUGCCUGCGUGUGUAAGCAGUUGGUCUUAACAGAACUAAGUUACCUGAAAUGUGCCUUUAGAGUUCUCUGUAAUGCUGGCUUGUCACCCGUACACUGUCUUGGAAGCAUUUUUCUCCUCCCCCUAAUCUGAAUGUCUAGUGACUUAAUCUGUCUUGAUUGUGUCAUGUCUGUAUGAGAACCUGUAUGCAUUUUUCUUUUUCAGUAAGUAACUUUAUUCUCUACAGCGUGCACACACUGAAGUUUGUGUGUGUGGUCCCAUUUCAGUGGCGAGACACUGAUCAUCUAGAUUUCUGCAUAGUUUGCAUUCUAAAGGCACAAUUGGGUAUAGCUGCUCAUAGUGGUAGAUAUUUUGCUGCUGUUUUGAUCUGGGCAUGCAGUGACCUAAAAAUCUGAACUUACCUGCAUAGAUGUUAGGAAGACUCUUACACAGCAGCAGAACUUGUGAAGCAUGGAAUUUGUGUGCUGAAUUGGUAUUACUACAUAAAUUUUUUUUAUACCCGUCUUGUUAAAUGGUUAGUUAUUGAGUCGUGCCAGCAGCUUAGGUAUUCUGAUUGUAGUGGUAGCUCUGCGAUGUUUAUGCAAGAAAUUAUUGAAUAGGCCAGAACAACUUUUCAGUAAGUUCUUGGUUCCUUCACAAAAUCUAGAAUGUCAGAUGUAUCAAAAUUUGGAUGUUUCGUAAAGCUUUACAUGGGGCAAGGACCUUGCAUUUACUGUACACACUUGAAACUGAAUUUGAAAACCUGUUGGCUUCAAAUAAUCUUUUUAAAUGGCAAACUA
Leptosomus discolor (cuckoo roller) is the source of this 1835-nucleotide messenger RNA. The record is from RefSeq and is a predicted model, not a curated record. NCBI's taxonomy places the organism in Eukaryota, Metazoa, Chordata, Aves, Leptosomiformes, Leptosomidae.